AUGGUAGGAAUGAGUAUUGGCUGGGUAUGGAUAGCGGGCAUCUCGAUUCACUUGGCUAUCUCCUUGGACACAAAUCCAGAAAAUAUCCGAGUCAAUUCAAGACUACAAGAGAUUCAGCCGUCCAGACAGAUCUUCACAGCACGCGGUGAUAUGAACAACAUAUGCAGAGACAGUAGCUCCACAUAUCUGGAUCCAAGCGCUCGUCCCAUUCUCAAGAGACAAAAAUUGGCGCCUCAAGCCGAAACAAUUCUAUCUCAUGAGAAAAAGGGAUCUUUUCAGUCCUUGGACUCGGAGAAUCGAGAAAGAAGCUCAAAAGUUGAACUAUGGAUGGAAAAGAAAUCUACAACAGAUCACAAAGAUUUAUAUCCAUCAAGCGCUGAAAGAUUUGACUCCAAUAACCACAAGAUUGCUAACAUAUGUCCUAUCCCGAAUCAUAGAGGUGUAGAACAGAAAGAGCAUCACACAGCUAGGGAGCUGAAUUUUGAUUUAAAUCAAGAACCAAUGGACCAUAUUUCACCAAAAUUCUAUGAAAAUUUAAUCUCACAAGGGAAAACUAAUACUCUAUCGGUAGAAUCAACCAAAAAAGGAAUAGAAAGUAAAUCAUCAAUCAGAAUGGAUUCUGAACCAAAGGCAUCCGAAAUCGAUAUCAAAAACUUCCAUCUACACGAUCCUAACAAGAUAUGUUCAGCUGCUGCAAUUCAUUACACAAAAGAUCUGAUGAUAAGUUUAUCAGAAAAAUAUACACCUAGAGUGAAGAUACCUAAUGAAUGCCUUAGUUGGAAUUCAGGAAAAGAAAUAUGGACAUCAGAGAUCUUACUUCCGUUUGUAUAUUUCAUGGUGAUUUGUAAUCCGAGUCAAAAGCUUUGGAAGUAUAUAAAACAUUUAACUGUUUUGAGUUUAAGAGCUUAUCAUCAAUCUUCACUUGAGGAUAAAACUCAAUCAGAUCAAGAAAAACUCGGUCGAUUUGUUUUAUGGCAUACUGAAGUGAUGUAUCAUAUUACUUUGUUACAACCAAGUAUUAAAUCGUUAGAUGGGGUUAGACUUACUAUUCGUGGUUUCUGUACUCUCGCUAGGUUGGUUUGGGUAAUGAAUGAUCAUGAAAACUUUGAGAAAUGUUUUUCACAAAAAUCUUGUAAAUCUAUUUUAGAAAGACACAUUUCUGGCACAUUUGAAGAAGAUUAUAAAUCAGGAUAUCCAAGAAACGAACUUAAUCAAAACUUAUAUAGUUCGACUUUAGAGAAUUGGAAAAAGAAAUCCAAUGAGAUUUUAAAGAUUGGUAGAUAUGUAGAUUGGUCGAAAUUCUUAAUAAACCAUCCGAAAGACGAAUCUCAUCCACUUCUUUUAAUAGAUCAAGACCUUCAAAACCUAAAAACCGAUCCAAAGUUAUUGGUCUUUAUGAAGUAUUGGGAAAAAGAUUUGGAAAAGAUGUUUGAGUUUAUUAGUCCGUUAAGUUUAACUGGUUUAGCUUUACCUCAUUUUUCAUUACAUCAAAUUUGUAAAGGAAUGAAUCAAUUCAUUAAAACCAAACGUCAAACAUCAGGUCUUCAUAAACCUAGCGAGUUUCAAGUUACUUUGUUCUCUCAAUUCCUGCAUCAAAAAUUAAAUGAUAAAUAUUUCAAAAGGUUUUGGUAG
Molecule: messenger RNA, 1632 nt
Organism: Melampsora larici-populina 98AG31
Lineage: Eukaryota; Fungi; Basidiomycota; Pucciniomycetes; Pucciniales; Melampsoraceae
Exons: 1
Coding region: 1-1632 (543 amino acids)
Source: RefSeq, a predicted model, not a curated record